GAGCCUGGAGCCUGCUUCAGAUUCUGUGUCUCCUUCUCUCUCUGCCCCUCCCCUGCUUGUGUGCUCUCUCUCUCUGUCUCUCAAAAACAAAUAAAUGUAAAAAAAAUUUUUUUUUAAUUUUUUUAAGUUUAUUUAUUUAUUUUGAGAGAGAUAAAGACGGUACAAAUGGAGGAGGGGCUGAUAGAGAGAGGGAGAGAGACAGAAUCCCAAGCAGGUUGCCAUACUGCCAGCACAGAGCCUGAUGUGGUGCUCGAACCCACAAAGCCCUAAUAUCAUGACCUGAACCAAAACUAAGAGUCAGACGCUUAACUGACUGAGGCACCCAGUGCCCCAAAAAACUAUUGAAACUUUUACUGAAAUGACUUUAAAUUUACAAAUGAAUCUGUGUAAUAAUUAAAAUUUAUUAUACUAUUUAGUUGUCCUAUCUGGGAAUAUGGCAUGUAUCUCUAUCAAUUCAAUUCUUCUGUUACAUCAUUCAGCAAAAUUCUGUAAGUUCUCCUCAAUUGGAUUCUGAAUAUUUACUCCUGGGAAUUUUUUUGUUUUCAGUGUAAGGAGGAGUCAUUUCCUGCUUAUAUUAUUUUAUUAUAAAUUUUUAUUUGUAAAUUAUUUGUAAAUUAUUACAAAUUAUUUUAUUAUAAAUUUAUUACAAAUUUAUAUUUAUUUUUAAACCUCACCAACUUAAUCAAAUCUUAUUACUUCUGUUGUUUUGUCACUAAUUUUCUUGUGCCAUCCUUGUGCAGAGGUUGAAACUAGAUGGACUGUUUUCAAAUCCUGCUCUGCCACUUAACAGCUUUGCAACUGUGGGGAAAUUAUUAAACUCUUCUCUAUGCUUCUAUUUCUUCAUCUGUAAAUUGGGAUAAAUAUACUAUCUACUUCAUAGAAUUGUUGAAGCAAAUAAAUACCUGAAUUCAAAUGAAACUCUUAGGACAGUAAGGGUGGCUGUGUGGUUCAGUCGGGUAAGCUCUGACUUCAGCUCAGGUCAUGAUGUCACAGUUCAUGGGUUCAAGCACCACGUGGCACUCUGUGCUGACAGCUCAGAGCCUGGAGCCUGCUUCGGAUUCUGUGUCUCUCUCUCUCCCUGGCCUUUCUCCGCUCGUGCUCUCUCUCUCUCUCUCUCUCAAAAUUAAAUAAACAUUAAAAAUUUAAAAAAAAAGAAAGUCUUAGAACAGUAUAUGGAACAUUAGUCAUCUGUAAAAGUUAGCUGUUAUUAAAAUUAUGAUAAUUUUGCUCUCCCUUUGUGAUUAUUGUAUCUUUUUUUUUUGUUUCCUACUUACUGCAUUAGGUAAAAUUUGUUUUCUUUCUUUCUCUAUUGUUUUGCUAUUAUAUAUGAUGUUUGGAGUUGAUUAGAAAUAAAUGUACUUAAUUUAGAAUGUAAACUUUUACUCUUAGAUAUUAAGCAUUUUUUAAGUAACAGAUAUAUCAAAUUUUAUUAAAUGCCUGUCUAUUCUUUACUUGCAUUAUCAUGUAUUUCCCCUUUGUUCAAUGGUGUGAUAUAUUUUACUAAUUGAUAACAAAAAUCAAAACAUCUUUAUAAAUGAUAAACUGUUUGAUUAUGAUGUAUUAUUCUUUAAAUAUCCAAUUGAAUUUGAUUUGGUAGAAUUUAAAACCUAGAAUUUUGUACUCACAAAUUAAAUUAUUCUGUAGGUGCUUCUCUGUGUGUGUGUGGGUGUGUGUGUGUGUGUCUGUGGGUGUCUGUGUGUGUCUGUGUGUCUGUGUGUUUUAGCAGUUUAUGCUGGCCUUAAAAAAUAAAUCAGGGGGGUACCUGACUGGUCCAGUUGAUAGAGCAUCCAACUCUUGAUCUUGGGUUUGUAAAUUCGAGCCCCACAUUGAGUGUAGAGACUACUUAAAAAAUAAACGUUGCUAAAAAAGAAAAGCGAUUAGAAAACUUUCAAUCACUUUUCUGUGCAUCAGUAUGAGAAUUAUUUGUUCCUUUGUCAUAUUUAUCUUAAUAUAUUAAAAGAAUUCAGUCAACCUCACUUUAGAAUCUUUAUACUAUUACUGUUAACUUUAAUUGUCUCCCUGGUGUACAAACAGCUCUUCAUAGAUAACAUUUCCAAUUUUCAGCAAAUGUGUAAAUUGUACUUUUGCUACAAAUGAGUAUAAACUGCAGAAUGGUGGCAUCUGUCAGGCACAAUGCUGAGGCACACAGCUUGUGCAGCAGAGUGGAGAGCCAGGCGCAGGCUCUGUUAGAAAGAAUGGAAUGUGGAAUGACCAUCCAGCACCAGAGAAAGGUCACAAGUUCACUGGAAUAUGUGAGAGCUCUGCCUCCUGAGUGAAAGGGCAGUUAUAUAUAAUAGUCCACAUGGGUCACAGGGUGGAAUCUGAGGCCUGAUAGCCUGCAGCCUUUUCUGAGUUUCACCAGCUACCUAGGUGCCUUUGGGUGACUCAUCUGAGGAAGUUGACCUGACCAUGGUUUAUCAGGCAGCUUCUAAUGGAGAUGUCAAUGCUCUGACCUCAGUAAUUCGUGAAGACCCUUCCAUCCUAGAAUGCUGUGACAGUGAAGGAUGUACACCCUUGAUGCAUGCAGUUUCUGGACGUCAAGUGGACACAGUGAAGCUGUUGUUGAAGAUGGGGGCCAAUAUUAACAUGCAGGAUGCUUAUGGCCGCACAAGUCUAUGCCUGGCAACCUAUCUGGGUUGGCUAGAAGGUUGUGUGAGUCUGCUCAGGAAUGGUGCCAAGCACAAUAUCCCGGAUAAAAAUGGCCGUCUGCCACUGCAUGCUGCCACUGCUGAGCCCGAUGUGAGGCUCCUAACAGUGUUGGUGCAACAGUCAAAUCUCAGCGAGAUUAAUCACCAGGACAAUGAGGGAAUGACACCACUUCACUGGGCAGCUUUCCACAACCGGCCUCAACACACCCAAAUGCUGCUGAAGAAAGGAGCAGACCCUACUCUUGUGGAUAAAGACUUUAAAACAGCUUUGCACUGGGCAGUCCAGAGUGGAAAUAGAAUUCUGUGUUCCAUCAUCCUGAGCCACCACCAGGGUCCAUCCAUAAUCAACUACGAUGACGAGAGUGGGAAGACAUGUGUGCACAUCGCCGCAGCAGCAGGCUUCAGCGACAUUAUUAACGAACUGGCGAGAGUGCCUGAGUGCAACCUGCAGGCUCUGGAUGUGGACGACAGGACACCGCUGCACUGGGCUGCAGCUGCGGGGAAGGCAGACUGUGUGCAGUCACUGCUGGAGCUGGGCAUGGACAGCAACCUGCGAGACACCAAGGAGAGCACACCCCUGGCCUACGCCCUGUACUGUGGCCACACAGCCUGUGUCCAACUCCUCUCCCAAGAGAGUAGAACAGAGCCUACUCGACCCUUUCCUUCCCAGAGCAGUAGACCCCAGAAGAAGGAGGGACGAUUCAGCAUGCUCAACCAAAUCUUCUGCAAAAACAAAAAAGAAGAGCAGAAAGCCUAUCAGAAGGAUCACAGCAGGGAUCGACACAGGGGGGAGCACACCUCAGAAGUCGAUGACAUCAUCACCACCUUUGACGGCAUCGUGGAUACCAACUGCCAAGAAGGGCCAGGUGAUCAGGUGGCUAUGAUUGACCUUAAGAAGCGGACCUCAGAGAAUUCAAAAUAUCUCUUGCCAGAAAAGAAGCCUCUGGGCCCCAAGGAGCUUCCACCAAUCAGAACGCAGAGUCUCCCACCCAUCACUGUGGGCAGUCACUUCCUGACAGCUUCCCAGGGGGCCACUUCCCAUACUGGUCUGAGCUCUGGUAGUCAUCAUAUGGCCCAGCGAUCUCAGAAAAGCCGCAGUGAGCAGGACUUACUGCAUAACAGAACUGGUUGCCAAGCGUUGCUAGAUAACCCCUGGAGAGGCGAUUCUAACCAGGUGUUCUGUAAGGCUGGGACUGUGUCUUCUUCUGAUAAACUGCUGGACAGAUUGCUCACCAGUGGCUCUGGUCACCAGGAGGUCUUUGGGCUGCCACAUCUUCCUCAUCUACAUAAUCCUUCAUCAGGACAAAAUUUUCAGCAUCUGUCCCCAAACAGACCCCAAAUCAGGGAUCAUCCUUUCACCCGGAACAACCUAGCUCCCUUACCAGACCAAAAAUUUCUAUCUGGAGAAUCUCUGAGGACAAACCGAGUGCUACCUGCUAUUCCAAGCCAACGGGGACACAGCACAGCAGGCAAAGAAAGUGAAAACUUUGUCAAUCCCACCAAUGAUGAGAAUUAGCUGUGGCUCACUGACUGUAAAAAUAGGGAUUAUAUAUAUUUUCAACUGUCAAGGGAUGAGAUUACUCUAGUUUGUGAGAACAAAGACUGAUUCAGUAAAUUGCAUUCCAGAAGCCAUUCACAGUUUUACAACUCCUUCCUAAUGACAUUUCCCAAACAAGCACUUGGAAUCUUUGAUUAUAUAUAUAUUUUAAGUCUGUGAGUUGCUCUGACCUCUACAUGCCAAAACUAAAAGUCAGAAUAUGUUAUCAGCAGGGAAACAGCUAUGUUUGGCUUGCACUGUGCUAUCAGCAGAGAUUUUUUUUUUUUCCUGAACGAUUUUAUGUUCUAAAAAUGUAUGCUUUGCUGAAUAAAAAAAAAACAA
This is a messenger RNA of Acinonyx jubatus (cheetah), 4527 nucleotides long. RefSeq names its product ankyrin repeat domain 55 (gene ANKRD55). Gene Ontology annotation, molecular function: protein binding. The coding region runs from base 2410 to 4164 and encodes 584 amino acids. The transcript is spliced from 11 exons. NCBI's taxonomy places the organism in Eukaryota, Metazoa, Chordata, Mammalia, Carnivora, Felidae. The record is from RefSeq and is a predicted model, not a curated record.